GGAAAUUAAGCAUCUUAAUGUCCCAGAAAGAAGUAAGAGCGAUUCUAGGAGAUAUCACCAAUCUUGAGUCAAAUUAUAGAGAAAAGAUGAUAACUGGAGGAGAUACAACAAUAGGAUGAUUAGAUCAAAUAAAGUUGCCUUCAGAAGAAGAACUUCUAAAAUCUCAAUCAGUGUUAAGUAGAUCAAGCGAUAACUGCAACACAGAAAAAAGAGCCCCUAUUCUUACAAAUGAUAUUGUGCUAAAGAUAUGAUACCAGAAUCAGAACAAGAUAUUGCCAGAAUACCCUGCCAAUAUGAAGACUCUACACAGCUCCAUAAAGUCUUUGUUCUCACUUGAUAUUCUCUAUAACCUGUUUUUUAUUGAUUCAGCUGGUGAUAGAAUUGAUAUUUCAAAUAACAAAGACUUGAAGGCUAUUUGUAAAACAAUGGGAGGCCAAACCUCUCCACUUUUAAAAGUGUAUAUCUGGCCUAAAGAUGCUCCCCUUCCAUCUUCUAAGACUGGCAUAGCAGAAGUUGACUCUCUUUGGGAGAGAAUUGAAAAAGGAAGGAAGCUUAUCCGUUUCAACGAUAAAGCUAGAGACUUAGCAAAGAAUACAGGGACACAAACUCAAAUCAUUAGGAAAGACUGCACAUACAUUCUUGAAUUCUCUUUCGAAGAUAGAUUCUUUUAUAAAUGAUGGAAAUUCAAACAAGGAUGCAAGGGAAUUUGGAAAAUUAACAAGAAGGGAGGGGAAGGAAAAUUGUCCAGGGAUCAUACAAUGGAAGAUUGAGGCAUCAAGCCACAAAUUAAAACUGAAUCAGAAGAAAGAACUAAAACUUUAGAUCAAGAAAGAGAAUGCAAUGAUACUCAGUCAGAUAAAAAAUGCUGCAAAGGAGAGCUUAAUCUUAGAUCCAGACAUUUCGGAGCGUACAGACCUUUCAUUAGAAUAAUAUAUUCUUGAAUCAAAGAGGGAUGGAGCCAAGAUUCCAAGAAGCAAGUUAUAAAAUCAGAGAACAAUAUUAUCCUUCCUCCGAUAAUUCCUUAUGAAACAUCUUUACAAAAGACUUCAGGAGUAGAGGUUUCAAAAAUAUAUACCAAGAGGACAACACCCUUUGGACGAGCCCAAGUUGUAUCCAUAUGAAAUGAGCAAACGAAUGAUCUGCUCUUUCUAGUAUCUGAUUUUGAAUUGAAAAUAUUGAAAAGCAAUCAUAAAUCCCCUCAAAGAUACUUACUUUGCUGAGAAGAGAUCUCUGAUCCAAACUACAGAUAUGUUUUUAACAUUUCCAUGUAUGAUAACACAUGAAAAAUGUUCAUGCCAAUAGGCCAUUGUUUGAUGAGGUACUUAAAGACCCAGCAUUUUGAGUUAAUCAUUGCAUGGUUUCAGAAAGAAUUCGGAACUUUCUUCAAGCCUAGCUUGUUUAUCACUGAUUACAAUUUUGAAUUAUUCCAUGCCUGCCACGUCCUGUAUGACAAAGUUCCGAAGUAUAUUUCCCUUGUAGACUUCAUUUUCAAAGUUUGGAAAAAUGCAUAUGCUGUAGGAAUGCUCACAGAAAAAGAAGUGCCAGAUGAUCACCUCAAGUUGCUUUCAGAUAUGCCCUUCCUUCUUUUAACUCAUAACGAGAAGACCAAGGACCAAUUUGAGAAACUAGUUGAUAAUUUUCUUCCGCUUGGGCAAUAUGAACGAUUUGUGAAGCAGUAUAUGCAGAUAUUCCUCAAUGUGUCAAGCUGGUAUAAUAUCUAUACGUUAGCUUCCACAUACAAGAACAUCUUCUUAAACGCUUCAAAAUCUCAAGAACUUCAGAAGAAAAUUUUUCUGUCAAAUAGAGGGCUUUCAGGACUUGAAAUGACUAGAAAUUUUGAGUCUUAUCUUUGUAAUCUUCAUGAGUCAAUUUCAACAGGAGGACAGAUGAUCCAGCCGGGAUCAAUGUACAGGUUAACCAAGCUAUACUUUAACAAAUACAGAGGUAAAAAGAUCAAAAAGAAUGACAUUCUUGCCCUGACGUUAAAUGCAAUGAAAGAUUUUGAUAUUGAGCCUAACAUUAGUUCCGAGCUGAGCAUGAAAAUAUCAAAAGUCAAAAACGAAAUUUUGGACACCCCUAAUAUAAAGAUCGAAAAUCCAGAGAGUCUCCUGCUUUAA
Moneuplotes crassus is the source of this 2117-nucleotide messenger RNA. NCBI's taxonomy places the organism in Eukaryota, Ciliophora, Spirotrichea, Euplotida, Euplotidae. The record is from the annotation of a GenBank genome assembly.